GGCUGACUCCCAGGGCCGCCACCGUCAACGCCGGGCGGACGAGCAGCCCCAGGAGAGGGGACCGCCUGAGGCCCGACCGCCACUGCUGGGGGCGGGCGAGUGCCCGCGGCCCCCUCUAACGCGACUUGGCGCCGCUGACUCGCCACCUCCUGCAGGGUAACAACACUAUCGCUCUAUUGCUCUACCCACCGUCAAUAGGGUGACUGCCGGGAUUAUCAUCCUCUCCAUCCUCACCGGCGAGCAGCUAAUAUUGGACUUGCUGGUGGCGGCAGCAGCGGCGGCGGCGGGAGUCUCGCUGCCCCUCUCCCUCCGCCCCAGCCUCCCCACCAUGUCCUAGAAAAGCUAUGGAGACCAAAGGCUACCACAGUCUCCCUGAAGGUCUAGAUAUGGAAAGACGGUGGAGUCAAGUUUCUCAGGCUGUGGAGCGUUCUUCCCUGGGACCCACAGAGAGGACCGAUGAGAAUAACUACAUGGAGAUUGUCAACGUAAGCUGUGUUUCCGGUGCUAUUCCAAACAGCAGUAAUCAAGGAAGCAGCAAAGAAAAACACGAACUACUCCCUUGCCUUCAGCAAGACAAUAAUCGAUCUGGGAUUUUAACAUCUGAUAUUAAAACGGAGCUGGAAUCUAAGGAGCUUUCAGCCACGGUAGCCGAGUCCAUGGGUUUAUACAUGGAUUCCGUAAGAGAUGCUGACUAUGCCUUUGAUCAGCAGAACCAACAAGGCAGCGUGAGUCCAGCAAAGAUUUAUCAAAAUGUGGAGCAGCUGGUGAAAUUUUACAAAGAGAAUGGCCAUCGUCCUUCCACUCUGAGUAGUGUGAGCAGGCCCUUGAGGUCAUUUAUGUCUGACUCGGGGAGCUCCGUGAAUGGUGGGGUCAUGCGUGCCAUUGUUAAAAGCCCUAUCAUGUGUCAUGACAAGAGCCCCUCUGUUUGCAGCCCUCUGAACAUGACAUCUUCAGUUUGCAGCCCUGCUGGAAUCAACUCCGUGUCCUCCACCACAACCAGCUUUGGCAGUUUCCCAGUGCACAGCCCCAUCACCCAAGGAACUCCUCUGACAUGCUCCCCUAAUGUUGAAAACCGGGGCUCCCGGUCACACAGCCCCGCACAUGCUAGCAACGUGGGCUCUCCUCUCUCAAGUCCGUUGAGUAGCAUGAAAUCCCCAAUUUCCAGCCCUCCCAGUCACUGCAGCGUAAAAUCUCCAGUCUCCAGUCCUAAUAACGCCACUCUGCGCUCCUCUAUGUCCAGCCCUGCAAAUCUCAAUAACUCAAGGUGCUCCGUUUCCAGCCCUUCCAACACCAAUAACAGAUCCACGCUCUCUAGCCCGACAGCCAGUACUGUGGGAUCCAUCUGCAGCCCUAUAAACAAUGCCUUCAGCUACCCUGCUUCUGGCACCUCUGCUGGAGCCGCUGCAACCCAGGAUGUGGUUCCCAGUCCAGACACACACGAGAAAGGUGCUCACGAGGUCCCUUUUCCUAAGACUGAGGAAGUCGAGAAUGCCAUCUCAAAUGGUGUGACUGGCCAGCUCAACAUUGUCCAGUACAUAAAGCCAGAACCAGAUGGAGCUUUUAGCAGCUCAUGUCUAGGAGGAAAUAGCAAAAUAAAUUCUGAGUCUCCAUUCUCAGUUCCAAUAAAGCAAGAGUCAGCCAAGCACUCAUGUUCAGGCACCUCUUUUAAAGGAAAUCCAACAGUCAACCCAUUUCCAUUUAUGGAUGGCUCAUAUUUUUCCUUUAUGGAUGAUAAAGAUUAUUACUCUCUAUCAGGAAUUUUAGGACCACCUGUGCCCGGCUUUGAUGGUAACUGUGAAGGCAGUGGAUUCCCAAUGGGGAUUAAACAGGAACCAGAUGAUGGGAGUUAUUACCCAGAGGCCAGCAUCCCUUCAUCUGCCAUCGUUGGUGUGAAUUCCAGCGGACAGUCCUUCCACUACAGGAUUGGUGCUCAAGGUACAAUAUCUUUAUCACGAUCGGCUAGAGACCAAUCUUUCCAACACCUGAGUUCCUUUCCUCCCGUCAGUACUUUAGUGGAGUCAUGGAAAUCACACGGUGACCUGUCAUCUAGAAGAAGUGAUGGAUAUCCGGUCCUAGAAUACAUUCCAGAAAAUGUGUCAAGCUCUACUUUACGAAGUGUUUCUACUGGAUCCUCAAGACCUUCCAAAAUAUGUUUGGUGUGUGGCGAUGAGGCUUCAGGAUGUCACUAUGGGGUAGUGACCUGUGGCAGCUGCAAAGUCUUCUUCAAAAGAGCAGUGGAAGGGCAACACAACUAUUUAUGUGCUGGAAGGAAUGACUGCAUCAUUGAUAAGAUUCGACGAAAGAAUUGUCCUGCCUGCAGGCUUCAGAAAUGUCUUCAAGCUGGAAUGAACCUAGGAGCCCGAAAGUCAAAGAAGUUGGGAAAGUUAAAAGGCAUCCACGAGGAUCAGCCGGCGCAGCAGCAGCCCCCGCCCCCGCCCCCUCAGAGCCCCGAGGAAGGAACGACCUACAUCGCUCCUGCUAAAGAGCCCUCCGUCAACACGGCGCUGGUUCCCCAGCUCUCCACCAUUUCCCGCGCGCUCACACCGUCCCCCGCCAUGGUCCUGGAAAACAUCGAGCCUGAGGUCGUGUACGCGGGCUACGACAGCUCGAAGCCAGACACGGCCGAGAACCUGCUGUCCACGCUCAACCGCCUGGCAGGCAAACAGAUGAUUCAAGUCGUGAAGUGGGCAAAGGUACUUCCAGGAUUUAAAACUUGCCUCUUGAGGACCAAAUUACCCUAAUCCAGUAUUCUUGGAUGUGUCUAUCAUCAUUUGCCUUGAGCUGGAGAUCGUACAAACAUACGAACAGCCAAUUUCUCUAUUUUGCACCAGACCUAGU
Sciurus carolinensis (gray squirrel) is the source of this 2838-nucleotide messenger RNA. RefSeq names its product mineralocorticoid receptor. The transcript has 6 exons. The record is from RefSeq and is a predicted model, not a curated record. NCBI's taxonomy places the organism in Eukaryota, Metazoa, Chordata, Mammalia, Rodentia, Sciuridae. The coding region runs from base 345 to 2741 and encodes 798 amino acids. Gene Ontology annotation, molecular function: sequence-specific DNA binding; DNA-binding transcription factor activity; zinc ion binding. Gene Ontology annotation, biological process: regulation of DNA-templated transcription.